CCUUUCCCCGCAAUCCGCACCCUCGCUGACAAGCUUCAGGGACCAAGAGCUGCGCUUCACCGUCCACGACUCGCCCGACUACUACCGCAUGAAAGUCUCCGUCUUCAACGACGACAAGAAGACGGAUAUAAUUGGCGAAACCUGGGUGAAUCUGGAGAACGUUGUCGUCCCUACUACGACACCCGACAGGCCACCAUGGAGGCAACGGCAGCAUCGGAGAGGAAAAGGCACAGCACACAUCACAGCCACCUGGGAGGGCCCAGGGAGCAUGCCCCGGUCAAGAGACGCCCGCUCCCUGCUACCGUGGCUACGAGCGUAUCUGCUCCUCCCAUCAUCAUUCCUUCGGACCCUGCAGCAGCUCCGGCACCGGAGAGAAUCCCUCGAGGCUUUCAAACACCCCCACAGACGGCGGCCCCAUUCUCGCCAGACGAUUUCAACAGCUUCGCCCAGCCUCCGAUGGACGAAUUGGGCUACGGGUACCCGGUACAGCCAGUCGGACACCCAUCGCCGUACUCGCGCCGGGGCUCGAUUGCUCCCCCGCACGCGCUCCGGUCUAGCCAAGAAUUCAGGGCAAGGCGCCAGAGCCACCUGGAAAUGCCACACGCGCAUUCGGCCCCAAUAAUUCCUCACUACCACCACGAUCCCGACGUGGGCAUGGACAGGCUUACGCAGUAUCCUCCUGAGCUCCCGCCGUUGGACGGGUACGACUACGACGAGCCCCAAUUUGCGCCUUACGGUGCUGCUUACCGCAAUCUGCAACCUACGGUCGAGGAUGAGGAUGACGCGGCGCCGCCUCCUCCGCCAGCGCAUAGGGCCAGUGCACCGGCGGUACCUGGUGUGACCAUGCCUUCCGAGUAUCCCCCGGAGACUGCCAUGGUUCCCCAAUCGCCACAUUUCUUGCAGGACCCAUACGCCUAUCCUCCUGAGGAUGCAAUUCGUCCUCCUAGCAGCGGCGACCCUUAUGCGAUCCCGUCGGCGUUGGUGCCAGGCUCGGCACCUGCUAGGGCCGCUCACCACCACAGAAUGAGCAUUGGCGCCUAUCCUUCUUCCGGUGGAUACUCCCCUACGAGCUACCCGGCCGAAUAUCAGCCGCCUCAAUGGCCCACCACUCAGUCGCCUCUGGAGUACGGCACCCCACCCAAUUACCCCCCACACCCAAUGUCUCAUGCGGAGUUUGCCCCUGCAUAUUACCCCACUGCAGCUCCCGAACCCAUGCCCCUGGCAAGACGCCCCGUCAGCCCUGGUGUCAGCCCGUCUCGGCACUCGCGCAUUGCGGUGCGCAGCAUCCCGAACCGGAAAUCGGUCUCUCCUCGGCCCCAGACCUCGGACGGAGCCAGCAGGAACCACUUUUCGCCCGACAGCUUCGAGGUGCUCAACCCGGCGGCACGCAACUCGAUGUACAACUUGCACGGGUCCAACCCACACAGCCCGUACACGAUCGAGCGGCCACCGACGGCGCCCAGCCCAGUGCCGACAACGAACCAGAGCCGAGACCUUGACCUGCAUGCGCGCGACGAGGACGGCAACAUCGUCACCAUGGACGGGCGCAAGAUCGACCCGUCGGAUCACCUGCCCGUCGACUCGUGGGCACCCGAGCCUGAGCCCAAGGGCAAGGACCGCGAGAAGCGUACGCCGGUACGGGACAGUCGGUUGACAGGUGCGCGCGAGCCGGGCGCCAUGCCCCGCCAUUAUGGGCCUGGCGAUGCGUCGCCCACAGCUAUGGUGCGCAGCUCGAGGUACUCGAAACGCCAGAGCCAGCCGUUCGCCGCGCCGGGAGCGUAUGGCGCACCGCCGAUUCCGGCGAAGGUGCCGUUUGGCGAUGGCAGGGCUAGCAUGGAUGGCGGCGACAUGACGGCGCUGAGCGAGGAGUUGAGAGGGAUCGAGCUGGGUCCCGCGGGGACGGGGAGGGAUCGUGGACGCUGGCGGAUCAGGAUCGGCCGGGUGUGACGGUGGCGAAGGGAGAGAGAGUAGACAGUGGAUUUCCUUUGUGAUUUCUUUCCACUUUUCCUUUCUUCCUUCUGUUGGGUUCUCUCUUUUCUCUUCUUUUCUCCUUUUUCCUUAUAUUUCCUUUCUUCUACUUCUUGGCUGGGCCUCCUCCUUCCCCAUCCGUGGGCGUGGAGGCUGGGCUUUGUACAUGUACAGACAUACUUACUUUGGUGGGGUUUUUUCGGUGGGUGGACGGGGGUGCGGAGAGGGGUUGCAUACUCGGACUCAGACUCGGACUCAGAUGGAAGACUGGGAGACUGGGAGACGGGAAGACGGGAUGGAUGAACGAAUGAACGGACAUGGGACACGGAUACGGCACGCUACGCUACGCUACGUAUGCACGCACGCAUGCAACGCAACGCAACGCAACGCAACGCAACGUAGACGGGCUCGCUUGCUCGCUCGCACGCAGUUGGCAGCUAGCAGCAGCUACU
Molecule: messenger RNA, 2420 nt
Organism: Aplosporella prunicola CBS 121167
Lineage: Eukaryota; Fungi; Ascomycota; Dothideomycetes; Botryosphaeriales; Aplosporellaceae
Exons: 2
Coding region: 196-1947 (583 amino acids)
Source: RefSeq, a predicted model, not a curated record